AGGGUUUUUAGAAAUCCAAGGUUCUCCAGUCCCCGGAUCGUACUCUCGCGGCGAGGCGAUGGCAGGCGACGAGGACCAGCGGCUGAAGCCUCGCGGCGACGGCAGGGAGGAGUACGAGGAGAUGGAGGACCAGGCGGCGCGCCUGCCGGAGGACGUGCUCGCGGCCAUCCUCCGCCGCGUCCCGCCGCGCUGGAUCGCCGCGUCCCGCUGCGUCUGCAGGGCCUGGCGCGACGCCGUCGACGGCCGCCGCCUCCUGCGGGCCGACCUGCUCCCGCUCUCGCUCGCCGGCCUCUUCGUCCACUUCAACGAGCACAAGUUCCCGGAAUUCUUCGCCCGCCCCUCCUCCUCCGCGGUGAGCGGCGACCUCAGCUUCCUGCCCUCCGUCAGCCCCCAUUGCGGCUAUUUCUGGGAGCAGGACUGCGUUGAUUUUGACGACUACAACAUCAAAGAUCACUGCAACGGGCUCCUCUUGCUCAGCGGUAACUACGUGGUAAACCCUGCGACGCGAAGGUGGCAUACUCUGCCGACGUGCCCGCAUGAAAGCGUUACAGGAGGGGGUGUGAGCUAUAGUACCUAUCUUGUCUAUGAUCCCAUGGUAUCACCUUACUACGAGGUGUUUAACAUCCCUACUUUGAGUGCCUAUCAUUGUAGAGGCGAGGUACACCCCUCAAUGGAGGAAUCAGAAUGGCCACAGUCCCACUGCAAGAUGUAUGUGUUCUCAUCCAAGUCGGGUUACUGGGAGGAGAAAUAUUUCGUCCGAGAAGGGGAUGCUGUAGGGGCUCUCCGUGAGAUGGAAGAGUGUUUCGGGCGAUUCAACGCUGUCUAUUUCCGAGGAGCACUUUAUGUUCACUGUAGGCCUAAUUUUCUCAUGAGAAUAUCAUUGUCAAAUAAUACGUACCGUGUAAUAAAACCACCAAUCGAUGCAACAGAGCACUACUGCCCAUAUCAGAUUGUAAGAUCAAAACAUGGGGUGUACUCUGUGUCAGUCAAUAAGUAUUGGCCUCGGCGCAAGUGUUGGCUUCAAGUUUGGAUCCUUAAUGAAUCGUGUGGUCAGACCAAGUGGAUGUUGAAGCAUGACAAAAAUCUUAGGCCUCUGCUAGUACGCCGGGCUUACAGAAGAUUUCGAUGGAUCUUAGAAGAUAUUAACUACAACAUGUUCCGUGCUUCUGCUAGUUGCCCAGAAGAUAACAAGAAAGCAUCAAGUGGAGAGAAUACUGAAUGGAACUCUGACGAGGAUGUUGAAGAGGAAGACAUGGUUGAUCAUUGUUACUUCGAAAACAACAAGAAAUCUGCAGUUGAAAAGAAAAUGGAAUGGGACUCCAACGAUCAUAAUGCUCUUAACAAUGGAGAUGUUGUUGAAGAGUAUUUGUCAGAUGAUGAAGAGCAUUAUGAUCAUUUUUAUCAUAGCGUUCGGAUACUUGGGUUUCACCCAUAUAAAGAGAUUGUCUUCCUGAGUGCAUUUGAACGGAGAUGUCUCGCAUACCAUUUAAAUGGCUCGAAGAUUGAAGAAUUAGGAAAGAUCUACCCAAAGGAAUAUACAUAUUUCAAAGAGUUACUUAAUGAACAGGAGGAAAUCCAAUCUUCUCCAUACACCCCAUGCUGGAUUGAAGAGUUUUCUCUAAACAGUUAGUCUGGAAGUUCAUCUCACACAUGGGCUAUGCUAUGUGCUAUUUAAUAAAUGGCUUUCGGUACAAUGUUUGAGUCAUCUUGAAUUUAUAUGUAAUUUGGAGUUGAAAAGAUAUACAAUUGUAUCGAUUUUUU
Molecule: messenger RNA, 1761 nt
Organism: Lolium perenne
Lineage: Eukaryota; Viridiplantae; Streptophyta; Magnoliopsida; Poales; Poaceae
Molecular function (GO): protein binding
Source: RefSeq, a predicted model, not a curated record